AUGAAGCUGUACAUAUUUUGCCUCUUUUUUUAUGUUUCCGUGGUAUGUGCCAUUUCGACUGAUGUCUCUUACAUUACAAAAACGAGUAUCCCCACUUCGUACUUGUUAGAAAUUGUUGUUUUGACACCUGGAGGCAGCCCUUCUAAUUGCGUGCCGGCUAUUCCUUCCAUGUCUGUAUGCAAUGGGAUGGUUACCGUUACAAAGACACUUUCAAAUUUUUGCCCACCUUGUACGACGUCUUCAACCCGAUCAUCAACAUUUACCAAGACAGUUACUUUGACCCCCUAUAGUGCCUCCUCUGUUCCUUCCAGCACAUCGAAUAGUUAUACCCUUCCCAAAACCUCGGAGAUGUAUCCCAAUAAUAGCAACGAUAGGUCUUGUUCUGCUACCGUAACCAUUUCAGAGACAAAAACCAUCUCUGCAGCGGGGUCAUCUCCAAUUAGGCCUGAAAAUCUCUCCUCUUCAGCUAUGCCUACAAAUCCCUCCUCUUCAGCUACGCCUACAAAUUCCUUACCUUCAAUCAAGCCUACAAAUUCCUUGUCUUCAAUGAAGCCUACAAAUCCCACCUCUCCAGUUACCAGUUCCGAUUUACCUGUAAAUUCGACCGCAUCCCCCCAGCUAAGUACCGUCACCCAGACAGUCACCCAACGUAUCCUGUCCUUGCAAAAUAUCCGUCUAGUUCGCAGGUAUCCAGAUGAAUAA
Messenger RNA from Mitosporidium daphniae, 702 nucleotides. RefSeq lists its product as uncharacterized. NCBI's taxonomy places the organism in Eukaryota, Fungi, Microsporidia. Bases 1 to 702 code for a protein of 233 amino acids. The record is from RefSeq and is a predicted model, not a curated record. The transcript has a single exon.